AUGGAGCGGAACAGCCCCGCGGAGAAAGCCGGAGGGUUUGCAAUGACCACCGGGUCCACCGAAUCAACCGGUUCAAGAUCAUUUACCACAUUUGCUGCGGGGCCAACCGGAUCAGGCAGUCCAAAAUCUGUUGGCGCUUCGUCGAGUCUCGAUUCACCAAAACGGAACUUAACUGUCAGCAGCAACUUCAUCAAGAGCGUCGAGGGGGCGGAGGAGGUGGAACAUCAUGGUGCAACUUGUGCCGAAACCUGGAAAGUGGCAAACAGGUUGUUGAACAGUUCGUUCGUGGCCAACUUGAUGACCUUGGUGAUCCUGGUCGAUGCCUUUUGCACGAUCGUGGACAUUGAUGCAAGAGCUAGUGGGACACAAACACCACAAGUCUACCCGCUCCUUUCGAACGUGUGCCUCGCCAUGUACACACUGGAAGUGAUCACCUUGUGUAUCGUGAAGGGAACACGGAAGGCUUGUGGGCAUUGGAUGGUGCGGCUCGAUGUCUUCAUCGUGCUUUCCGGCUUGACAGAGCUGCUGCUGCAGAAUUUUGCGGCUGAGAUUAUGUUCAACCUCGGAUUCGUUCCCGUCCUGCGCAUGGUUCGGGUCCUCCGCUUGGCCCGGCUCCUCAAGCGACUGCGUGCAUUUCGGGAAUUGCAGAAGCUAGUGCGAAUGAUGGCCACAUGCUUAAAAGCAUUGUUUUGGUCCUUCGUUUUCUGCUUCAUGAUAAUGACGGUGUGGGCCAUGUUGAUAGUUGAGUUCGUGCAUCCCAUCAUGUUGGAGAAGAUGGACGACAUGGAAGCAAGCGACAUUCCCAACAUUGCUCAAGAAUGCCCACAAUGUGUCACCUCUACCUCUGCCGUGAUGGAAGCUAAUUUAUUGCUUUUCAAAACAGUGAUUGCUGGGGACAGUUGGGGCACCAUCGCCGUUCCUGUCAUCCGGGAAUAUCCUGCAACAGCAAUUAUUUUCUGCGGCUCGUUGCUGACGCUUGUCUUUGGCGUUCUGAACCUCAUCGUGGCAGUUGUGGUGGACACCUUUGCAGAAGCUCGCCAAAGGGAUGUAUUGAACUUGGCAGAGGAGCUGGAAUUCAACCUUGCGAACGAUGUCAAGAGCUUGGAGGCAAUUUUUCAACGUAUCGACACUGAUGGAAGUGGAGAAGUGACGUUUGAAGAGCUUCUAGAAGGAGCCCGCAGGGAUCCACAAUUUCAAAGCAGGCUGCGUGUGAUGGACAUUGAUGAGGCGGAUUUGCAACAGCUCUUUGAGAUGAUUGAUACGACUGGAGAGGGCCAAAUCCACUUGUCUGAGUUCGUGGCGCCACUUAGUCGGUGGGUCCAUGAUUCAAAGACGGCCACCCGCUUCAUUAAGUACAACGUGCUGCGAGCUUUACAUCAGCAAGAGGAGCUCUAUGCAGUUACCAUUGACAACCAUGAAGCACUUGCGGAGCGAAUGUCCGAGAUGCAAAGCAUGAUAAACACCUUGUUCACACUGCAGUGCUCCCGGCAAAAGAAAGAUUCACACAAUUCGAGCUCCGAAUUGUCAGUGUCAGAGACCGAAAGUACUCGCGUCGCUGUGGAGCACAAAGUGGCCAGGGACCUCCUACGUGCUUCCAGUUAUUUCGAUUGUGAUGAUGAGCCUGUGGUGCAGCCACCUGCAUCCAAGAGCCCUGUGGCUUUGAUUGCUGAGGCACCCACCAAGACGGAGGAGAUGCCGAAAGUUCGCAUGGAGAAGUUGGACGAGCUUAUCAUGGCCACCACCGAAAUUGCCCUUCAAAAGUGCAUGGCCUUGGUUGAAUCUGCUUUGCAAGAGAGUGUGCAGCGGCAUCCCACCGUGCGACCCGAGUAUGCGAACAACUUGCUGGUGCAAGAAGCUUUCGAGCAGAAAGCUUGCAAUUCCAGUUCAGAUGCCCUGGAACUCAUGCAUCACAUCGUGACCAAAGUGCUGGGGAACCCACAUUCGCCCCACAGUGUCAACAAUCUACUCACCAAAGCCCUUGGAGCUGAUGGGAAUCUCUCCGUGGAGUCAUUGGUGAAGCUGCCGAUCUCUAAGGUUCUUCGCAUAGACAAGCUGGCCCAGCUCAACAUUACGCUGCAGAAUGCGUCCUUAAGCCAUCUAAACUCUUGGGCUGCCAUGGACGUGUACAGCCCCAAGCCGCAGGAGUUGUCCUUGGGCUUGGACCUUGCCAAGCUGGAGCUGAAUGCCCAGUUGACGCUUGGCAUUCGACCUGGUAGCGGGCCAGUAGCUGGCUCCGAGCUGCAGGAGCAGUUCGAAGUGUCACUGAAAAUGUCUGAUCUUUCAUUGGCCGGGAAGGCCUUUCUAGCCCUCAACACCACCAGCCUGCACGCUCUCACUGCAGAUCAGCUGGGGGCACCCGGUUGUUUGGCCUCAGGCAUUGACGCUGCGGCUGCUCUCCAGGCAGCGCUGGGUGUGACCUCCCUGGGAACAGCGCUGACCCCUCGAGCCGGCAGCGGCGAUUUGGAGGACGAUGUCGACCACAUGCUGAACUCCGUGGCAGCCUUUCUCCUAGGAGCAUACAAGGAUGCAAUCCACCAGGUCGGACAUGCCAUGCUGACGGCGCGUGGUCUUCAAAUGGUGAACGAGCAUAUUAACAGUUUCCUGUCGGCACCUCCGCCGUGUCCGCCACCUCAAGAUGACUUCAGCAACGCCAUGCUGUCGAAUUCAGCACUCGCUGGAUUUGUCGUGUGCAUGCUGGCAUCCAUGUGCACUUGCCUGUGUCUUUCGAUGACGACGAAAGAAAAAGAUGCGCGGACCUGCCAGGUGCAGGAUGUAUCUUGUGUGACGACAAGUACCGACACGGGGCCCACACCCACCUCCAUGGUGGCGGAGAUAGGCGGCCGUGCAGGUGCUCUGUCUGCCAUCGCACCACCACACGCUUUGGCAUUCCACCCGCGAACGCGGCCAUGCAUGCGCUGGGGCCUGCCCUUGCUAAUGAUCGGGACAAUGCUGAUGUUCUUGUCCAGCAACUCGGGCAUUGGAGCUGGUGUCAUGGUUUCUGUUACAGCCAACGGACGGCCUGUGGUGGACCUCCCACCUACAUUCAGCUUCUCACUUAUCGGCUCGAUUAAAGACAUGUGGCAGGGUAAAGUUUAUGGCCUCGCCUUUCUCAUUCUUUGCUUCAGUGGACUUUGGCCCUACAUUAAGCCGAUCUUAAUGCUGGUCUGUUGGUUCACGCCACCUUCGCACCUGAGCGUCUCCAAGCGCCAGGGCUUGUUGAACUUUCUGGAUGCCUUUGGCAAGUGGUCACUGGUGGACACGUUUUUCAUGGUGCUUUGCAUGGUUGCGUUCCGAUUUAACUUACGAGCUGCCGAUGGAUCCGGGUUGCUUCAGGACAUUUUCCGAGAGGCUGGAGAUGAUGCAAAUUUCAAUGUCUAUGUGCAGCCGGACCUUGGUUUCUAUACUUUCCUUGCCGCGACCUUCUGCUCCCUCAUUGCUGGCCAUUUGACGACGGCGUGCCACCGAUACGCGCACAAGUUGGGCGAGUUCGGAGUCGAUGAGGACAACGACAAGCGCCGGUUGUGCUACGUCCUGUGCAGCAAUGGCACGGAUGUGCAUGGCCCGACAGUUGCCAUCAGCGUGUCCCUGCUGCUGGUUCUUUGCGGCACAUUCCUCGAGACGUUCAAUUUCAAUUUCCUCGGCCUGGCCGGCUAUGCCCUGGGAGAGGAACGGCACCGUCCAUUCUCAGUGUUCAGCCUGGGUGCAAUGAUGCAGAGCAGUACUCUGGAGCCGGGCAGUGCCGGAAUCCUGAUCCUUCAAGGAGUUUACUUCCUGUUCACGAUUCUGGUCGUGGUUGCGUACCACGUGAUUCUGCUGGUUCUCUGGACUGCCCCAAUGACCAGACGAAUGCAGAAGCAGUGGUUUCUGACAGCACAGGUCUUCAAUGCCUGGAGUGGCCUGGAUGUGUUCUGUGUUACCAUCUUGGCGGGGAUUCUGGAGCUCCGGGAGUUUGCGAAGUUCAUUGUCGGCGACAAGUGUGACGCCAUCAAUCAAGCAAUUGCGAAAACAGCCUUGGCGGACAAGCUGCCAGGCGGCGUCACGUGCUUUGACGUGGACUCGACGCUGCGACCUGGAUUCCUGGUGUUGGCGAUCGCUGUCAUCAUCUCCACGAUCACCGGCCAGAUUAUGCUUUCAAAAUGCAGCAAUGCCUUGUGCGCGCCUCCAGCAGAUGCUGAUGUGCGAGAAGAGGCUUAG
Messenger RNA from Symbiodinium natans, 4194 nucleotides. Lineage: Eukaryota; Dinophyceae; Suessiales; Symbiodiniaceae. The record is from the annotation of a GenBank genome assembly.